AUGAACUUAUGUAUAGUGAUUAUUUUCUACAAACAACAAAACAAUAAGAAGGAUGAUGAUACUGUAAAGUUGUGUCAUGAGACAAAAGAUGGGAUGACAUUAAUCCACAAAGGUUGCAAGCCCGAGAAGGACAAGUUUGGAAUUAUUGGAUUACAAGUAGCAGGAUCGAUGUUAUAUCUGAAUAUUCUUUUGAGAAAUCGGGCUAACAUUGGCAUAUAUUACCAUCUAAAAGAGUCAAAAGUUCCGGUACAACAAUCUUACUCGGCUGUCGUGGCUAAAUUUAUCUUGUCGAUUUUGAGGAAUAUCUUGUACAUUAAUACGUCUUUGAUACCUUGUGCGCCAUUAACAAAAUUGUACAGGAAGUUCAACGUACCUACCUAUUCUCAUGGAAGAAUAUCAGCAAAUAACCUUAGAACAGUAUACCCAACAAUGAUUAUUGAAGUUGGCCACACUCAGAGUUUUCCUGGCCUUCAUCAAAAAAUAUUUGAACCUCAUGUAGACCAUACUAUUGUAUUAAUUGUUGUGUUAUGCCUUUGUACAAGCUUAACACCAUUGAUUCCAGUUCGUGUCAUCUCUUUUGGAACAGCAAGUCCACAUCAGAAUACUGUGACCUAUAUUACUAAUAUUAAUAAUGGUAUGGGUGUUCCUCCUGAUAACUUUAUUGGUGUUGGAUGUAUUGAUUCAUCUAAUGGUGAUCAUAAUUAUCCCCUUUGUAAUGUGGCUGGCAUUGCAACAUACCAAACGAGUAUUCCCGCAGCUGAACUAUUUGAUGGAGAUACACAUGGAAUUCCUGCAGGGUUUGAUAAUGGAUUUUAUUUGGAACUCUGA
Messenger RNA from Entrophospora candida, 828 nucleotides. NCBI's taxonomy places the organism in Eukaryota, Fungi, Glomeromycota, Glomeromycetes, Entrophosporales, Entrophosporaceae. The record is from the annotation of a GenBank genome assembly.